Molecule: messenger RNA, 1270 nt
Organism: Spizellomyces punctatus DAOM BR117
Lineage: Eukaryota; Fungi; Chytridiomycota; Chytridiomycetes; Spizellomycetales; Spizellomycetaceae
Exons: 7
Coding region: 344-1162 (272 amino acids)
Biological process (GO): tRNA processing
Molecular function (GO): flavin adenine dinucleotide binding; tRNA dihydrouridine synthase activity
Source: RefSeq, a predicted model, not a curated record
CUUCUUUUAUUAUUACUUUUGGCCCGAACUUUCAACACUUUCAAAAACACACACAAAAUGGUGGUUGAUCACCGGCUGCCCAAUCUACAUUAUGCACGGGAGGACGUGGAUGGGGACGCUGCACCCUCUGUCGCUGGAAAACAAGUGGACAAUUGCACAGCAAACACUACGGAUCUCGACCAUGAACUCCCCCCACGUCGAUCUGCCGCUCGCUUAGUGCAAGACUUGAAGUCUACAGGAAACCGAUACGUAAAGAUUUGUGCACCCAUGGUUCGAUACAGUAAGCUUCCUUUCAGAGAGCUGGUGAGGAAGUAGCUACGAUGUUGAUAUCGCUUAUACACCCAUGAUUCUUGCGGAUGUGUAUAAGCAUUCCAAAAUAUCCCGGGAUACAGAGUUUAGGACUAACAGGAAAGAUGACCCGGUUGUUAUUCAAUUUGCUGCUCAUUCAGCUGUGGAUUUGGCGGAUGCUGCGGAAUUGGCUGCCCCAUACGUCAAUGGUGUUGAUCUGAACUGUGGAUGUCCUCAAAAAUGGGCCGUUCACGAAAAAAUUGGAGCUCACUUGAUGGAAGAUCCGGAACUCGUCCGUGACAUGGUUCGACAAGUCAAAGCACGCACAUCCGGCAUCGCCAUGGCGGACGGAGAACCCUUCCCUUGCUCAGUAAAGAUCCGUGUACACCCCGAUUUGAAAAAGACGGUAGAAUUUGUUCAAAGGGCCGAGAGCGUGGGAGUAGAUUGGAUUACGGUGCAUGGACGGACACGACGGCAGAAGAGUACAGAGCCGGUUGAUUUGGAUGCUAUCAAGUUGGUGAAAGAACAUGCGACAGUGCCAAUUUUUGCAAACGGCGAUGUCUUUAGUCUCCAAGAUGCAGAUCGUAUUGUCGAGUACACAAAGACCGAUGGUGUCAUGGCCGCCCGAGGUCUGCUAGAAAAUCCAGCUCUGUUUGCGGGACACGAGUACACCCCGCUUGAAUGUGUAGAAAGAUAUGUACGUCUCGGUAUAGGAUACGGAUCCACCCAUUUUAUUUUCCAUCAUCAUUUGAUGUACAUGCUGGAUAAAUCCAUGAGUAGAGCCGAGAAGAAGACUUUUAAUUGUCUUACUAGUAUUCCUGGUAUCUUGGACUAUCUUGAAACAAAUUAUGGGCUGGACUUUGCAUCACGAUAACAAGCAUUUUGUUAAUAACCGUGUGGCAUUCAUUUAUUUAUACUAGCUUCUUUUGUAUAUAGAUCAGCACUUUGCAAUAUAUAGUGAACUACAUCCCUUUUACACGAA